Letharia columbiana is the source of this 741-nucleotide messenger RNA. RefSeq lists its product as uncharacterized. The coding region runs from base 1 to 741 and encodes 246 amino acids. NCBI's taxonomy places the organism in Eukaryota, Fungi, Ascomycota, Lecanoromycetes, Lecanorales, Parmeliaceae. The record is from RefSeq and is a predicted model, not a curated record. The transcript has 2 exons. Gene Ontology annotation, cellular component: mitochondrion.
AUGAAGCCAUACCAGCUCCUCCGCACCUCCCCCUACCUCCGCACCGCCCUCCAACAAACCUUCACCACCGCAUCCCGAACCCGGCCACCCCACCCUCCCCCCCUCAUCAACACCCUAACCCGCACCGCCCCCCGCCGCCGCCCCCUCUUCAACCCCCUCACCCGCGCCCCGCCCCGCCGCCCCUACUCCACCGACCCGCCGAAACCCGCCCCCCCCCACUCCCCGACCGCCUCCCCGCCCUCCCUCUCCCUCUCGCAGCGCCUGCGGAAGCUGUCCCGCGAGUACGGCUGGUCGGCCUUCGGCGUCUACACGCUGCUCUCGGCGCUCGACUUCCCCUUCUGCUUCGCCGCCGUGCGCUACCUGGGCACGGACCGGAUCGGACGCUACGAGCACGUGGUCGUCGAGCGGGUCAAGGGCGCGGUCCCGGAGUCGGUCCGGGAGGCGUGGCGGACGCGGACGCCGGCGGAGGGGACCGGGGUCGAGGGGUAUGCGGCCGUGACGGGGGAUGGUGGGGUGGGGGUUGGGGUCGCGGGGUAUGACCACGGGGUGAAGGAGGCGGAGAAGAGGAACGAGAGCGAGAAUGCUAGUAUCUGGACGCAAUUGGCGCUGGCGUAUGCGAUCCAUAAGAGUUUCAUAUUCAUCAGGGUACCGCUCACGGUUGCUGUCACUCCCAAGGUCGUCAAGGUGCUCAGAGGAUGGGGGUGGGAUAUAGGGAAGAGGAGACCGAAAGGGGCGAAAUGA